AUGGCGGGCGACGAUUCUCCCAGUCCUUCUGCUGUCUACAACGGCAGUGAAGAUCUUCAUGAUAAGAAUCCUUCGUUCGCUGGUGAUCCUUACAUCGAUGAUGAUGGCGAUCAUGGCGCAGAUACCGAGUUGAAACGCUCUUUGAGCACGCGUCACUUGACCAUGAUAGCACUUGGUUCCAGUAUUGGUAUGGGUUUAUGGCUUGGUAGUGGUACUUCUUUGGCCAAUGGUGGUCCCGCUGGUAUCUUCCUUGGUUACUGUCUCGCCGGAUCUAUGAUUUGGUGUGUUAGUCAUUCUAUUGGCGAGAUGGCGUGUGUGUAUCCUCUACCGUCUGCAUUCGUGCAGUGGACUGGAAAGUUUGUCGACCCAGCAGCUGCUUUUGCCCUUGGUUGGUCUUAUUGGUUCAGCUACUGUAUCACGAUCGCGAACGAGUUGGCAUCAGCGAAUACCGUCAUCACGUAUUGGACAACACGUGUGCCGAUUGCAGGGUGGAUCAGCAUAUGGCUAGUUAUCAUCAUCCUAAUUAAUAUCGGUGCCGUUACCCUCUUCGGUGAAAUCGAAGUCGUCGCUAGUACGAUUAAAUUUGGCUGGAUCUUCGUUGUUAUUAUCUCCAUGAUCGUCAUGUCAGCCGGAGGAGCAGGUUACGACGCGGUGGGUUUCCGGUACUGGAACGAGAUGCCAUUUACGCAUGGUUUCAAAGGUUUCCUCGCCGUAAUGCCUACUUGUAUCUUUGCCAUGUCGGGAUCUGAGAACUCGGGCUUAGUCGCCGCCGAGACAGCCAACCCGAAAAAGUCCAUACCUCGUGCUGUCGGAUCUAUAUGGCUCCGCCUCGCGCUUUUCUACUUAGUCGGAUCGCUCAUGGUUACUAUCAAUGUUAAUCCUAACAACGAUCGCCUUUUCGGUGCUAAUGGCGCCAGCGGAACUGGUUCUUCGCCGUUCGUCAUUGCCUAUAGCGACGCAGGCAUUCCUGUUCUGGCUCACAUGAUGAACGCGGUUAUUCUCAUAUCGGUUGUCUCAACUGGAUCUAUCUCAGGUUACGGUGGUUCCCGUACGGCAAUGGGGCUAGCUUACUUAAACAUGGCGCCCAAAGUAUUUACAAAGGCUGACAAGAUUGGACGCCCUUGGUGGGGUCUAGUCCCUACGUUCGUUCUUGGUGGUGGGCUUGCCUAUCUCAAUGUCAGUGAAUCCGGCGUUAAUGUCUUCACUUGGUUUUCAAAUCUCACCUCUCUCUUCACCUUAUUCGGUUGGGGCAUGAUUUGUCUCUCACACAUCCGUUUCCGUCACGCUUGGGCAAGGCAGGGUCGUACAGCUGAGGAGCUUCCCUGGAAGUCUUGGAUCUACCCAGUUGGUCCCUGGUGGGGUUUGACCAUGUGCAUCCUCCUCAUUAUAGUCCAGUUCUACCUUGCUGUCUGGCCACUUGAUCACGAGCAGGGUCCUACAACCUUCUUUGCAAACUACAUCUCGGUCAUCGUCAUCGUUGUACUAUGGCUUGGCGCUAGAGCCUAUUACCGUGGAAGAUGGUGGGUCAACCUCGACCACAUCGUGCUCGACGAAGGACGAAGGUUUUACAAGAAUGAUGUUGAGAAAGCGAAGCCCACCGGCGUGAAAGGAUAUGCGAAAAGAGCUGUCAGUGCUGUUUUUAGCUAA
Daldinia childiae is the source of this 1647-nucleotide messenger RNA. Its product is annotated as Cationic amino acid transporter 1. Bases 1 to 1647 code for a protein of 548 amino acids. The transcript is spliced from 3 exons. Gene Ontology annotation, cellular component: membrane. Gene Ontology annotation, molecular function: amino acid transmembrane transporter activity. The record is from RefSeq and is a predicted model, not a curated record. Gene Ontology annotation, biological process: amino acid transmembrane transport. NCBI's taxonomy places the organism in Eukaryota, Fungi, Ascomycota, Sordariomycetes, Xylariales, Hypoxylaceae.